Molecule: messenger RNA, 2438 nt
Organism: Lacerta agilis (Sand lizard)
Lineage: Eukaryota; Metazoa; Chordata; Lepidosauria; Squamata; Lacertidae
Gene: NXPE3
Product: neurexophilin and PC-esterase domain family member 3
Exons: 8
Coding region: 598-2325 (575 amino acids)
Source: RefSeq, a predicted model, not a curated record
GCCCGCCGAAACCCUCCUCCGAGCGGAGGGCAGCCAAUGGGCAGCUGCCGAGAUCCCGAAAGAUGAGGUGGGCGACGCGGGAGGGGAGGCUUCCCUCGCAGUCGCCUUCCGUCGCUCAGGAGGGUCGGAGGGGCUUGGUCGCUGCGAGGCACGAGGGCCCUGGAGGGAAGAAGAAGAAAGCCAGCUGCAGAUGGAACAAAUAGCACCUGUAGUGGCAUUCUGCUCCUGGCUACCUUUGUUUUUGUUCUUGCACAGCAGUUUGAACACAUCUUUCUAACCAAGAGUGCCUGGAUCUGAAAUGACCACCCUUCUUGGACCUUUCAGCUUGUUUAUUCAUACAAAUAAAACAACCCUGAAAGAACGCAAAGGUCAAAGGAAGCAGCAGCCUUCAGAUGAUCAUUGUUAAAUAUUCAGUGCCGUAUAAUGCAAGCACCGACUGAGUCUUAAAACUGCAAAGUUUAUUCAGAGAAGAGGAAAUGCAGAAGAAGCCUCCGGAUGAGAUUUCCUGUGUAACACUGAGUAACAAUGACACUGGCUCCUGUGGGAUAUGGGCAACAUGGCAGCAUCUUACGUGGGUGAGAGAGAGAUGAAGGGAUCAUGUGGCCCAAUUUUUCCAAAAUACAGAUUUUGUGCCUCAUUCUGGCAGUGUUGGCGAUUCUGGCUUUACUACACAACUUUUACGAAUUAGAGAAUCUGAACGAAGCAGGUUUAAAGUGGUUGGUAGAAGAUGAUGACCAACAGCCAUCAUUACAGAUGACUAAAAUACCCAGAAAGCUGUACUGUGGAUAUGAGCGCCAAGUCUUGUCCAAGAGAGAACAAGGGGAAGAGGAGUCCUUAUUUGCUGCUAUACAGUGGCCCAAACCUCCGGAGGACAAAAUCCCCUUUGUGAGGAGCACUGACCCCUCCCAUAGCAACUUUGUGAUACUGAACCCCCGUACACAUUUCAAGGUUGGUGAUCAGCUGGAGGUGGUGGUCCACAUGAAAGACUAUGAAGGCAAGCCAAAGCGUUACGGUGGGGACUACCUUCAGACAAGAAUCCACUCUGCUCACCUGAAGGCUGGAGCCACAGGAAGAGUUGUAGAUUACCAGAAUGGAUCUUACAGAGUUUUUUUCACUUUACUCUGGCCAGGGGAGGUCACAGUAUCUGUGGCGCUGGUCCACCCCAGUGAAGGGAUCCAAGUACUUCAACGUUUACGAGAAGAGAGACCAGACAGGGUCUAUUUUAAAAGUCUAUUCAAAUCAGGGAGAAUUUCAGAAACGACUGUGUGCAAUGUCUGUUUGCCAGGAGAUAUGCCGGUGUGUAACUUUACGGAUCUUUACACCGGUGAGCCAUGGUUUUGCUACAAGCCAAGAAAGCUCUCUUGUGCCACGAGGAUCAGCCAUUACAAAGGGGGGUAUCAAAAGGGCCUUCUGACCUCCGAAGAGAGUCGCCUUUUCCAAAGUGAUGUGAAUAUCAAAGUGCCAGUAUCCUCCAGUGGCCCUGAUAGUGUGCUCGUAAGGCCUUUAAGGCAUGCAGAGAUGGACAAUCUGGAAAAAUCUCAAAGCCCUGAUGUAUUUCCUUCUGGUUACUAUUAUGAAGAUGAAUGGCGAGCAAGAACACAGUGGAUUCAGCAUUUUAACAAGUCAUCAUAUAUUACCGAAUGUUUACAAGGGAAAGUUAUCCACUUGUUUGGAGACUCUACAAUAAGGCAGUGGUUUGAAUAUCUGACAACAUUUCUUCCAGAUCUCGUGGAAUUAAACCUUGGCAGCCCUAAAAAUGUUGGGCCCUUCAUGGCUGUGGACUCGGUGCAUAACAUCCUACUAAACUUCCGCUGCCAUGGGCCCCCUAUUCGCUUCUCCACCGUGUUUAGCAGUGAGCUGCAUUACAUUGCCAACGAACUGAAUCGCAUUGUAGGCGGGAGGAACACUGUGAUAGCCAUAACUAUUUGGUCUCACUUCAGCACUUUCCCUGUAGAAGUGUAUAUCAGGAGACUGAGGAACAUUCGCAAGUCCAUCGUUCGGCUUCUGGAUCGGAGUCCCAAGACACGGAUAGUCAUCAAAACCGCCAACGUUCAGGAGCUCGGGCCAGAGGUUAGCCUUUUCAACAGCGACUGGUAUUCGUAUCAGCUUGACACAGUCAUGAGGAAGAUGUUCUCAGGAAUUGGAGUGCACUUUGUGGAUGCUUGGGAGAUGUCACUGGCACACCAUUUGCCACACAAAUUGCACCCAGAAGAUGUUAUUGUCAAAAACCAGUUAGAUGCUUUCUUGUCUUUUGUGUGUCCGGUGGAAACGCACUACAGCCUCGUAAAAGGAAUCCAUAAUCAAUUGUGGACUCUGUUUCUGUAGUUCACUUAUGGACACGUUCUGCACUAGUUUUAUUGUUUCUGAUUUGGGGUGCCCCUAACCUGCAUCUGAUUCUCCAAGCCUGCACUGUAGCAUACAUAAUUCAUACUUGGAAA